GACCAUAACAUUAACACAGCCUUUCAUUUGACGUAGUCGCUGACGUUUUAAUCGGUACAGUUCAAACAACUGUAAUUCAAUUCAAAUCUUUACGUUUGUUGUAAGUUCAGAGAAAAGCACUACCUGCACUAAUCCCCUAGGGGGAGGUAACGUUGGGGUGAAGGGUUAAGACACGGGUGUUAGAGAGACAAGGGUGGAAAGAAGUUAGGCAGUGGCUAUGCUAUGUUGGUGUGCAGUAGCUAAUAAAAAACCCUUUACUCAAACCAUCGUGAGGAUAUUACAACGUUUAAGUGAUAUUUAAAAAAUAAUAUUUUCUGAAUACCAAACAAUAACUUACCAUGACAUAAAGCCUUACUUCUUCAGAAGUGGUCAUGGCAUUUUGUACCAGAUCAAAAUUAUACCACAGUACCAAAUUAUGAAUGUGAACAGUUUUAAAACAUUUAUGAAUAUUCAGAAUAGAUAUUAACUGAAAAGAUGUUCUUGUGUUUCAGAGAUACUUUUUCCAAGAACGGACAGCCAACCCUGGUGCCCAAACCCGAUUCCAGCGCUCCCAUAGGGACAGCUCGAAGAAUGAGCAGGAAUGACAUCACCCGAAUCAACAGGCUUUACAAGUGCAAUGAGACAGAUGAGACAGAUGUUCUGUCUGUGAGGCUGGCCAUCCAGUCCACCGCCAUCGAGGGGGAAAGUGUGAUUCUGCAGUGCAGCGGGGCAGGAGGAAACCAGAACGGCGUCACCUGGAGGAAGGACGGCCUGGUGCUCACCCAGGGUCCCCGCAUCACCGUGGCCGAGGGCCUGCUGGAGAUCAGCCCGCUCGAGCAAGGAGACGAAGGGGACUACAGCUGCACUCUGGCCACCGAAGCGACCGCGGAGACCGCCACAGCCACACUCACGGUGUACUAUAAAUGUCUCACCUUGGGCGGUUUGAUAGGGAUUGUGAUUGCCUGUUUCAUCGUCCUUGGGGCUCUCUGUAUUUCCAUCUGGCUGCUGGUUACACAGAGAAGGUAUUUUUAUUUAUAUUUUUUUUAUUUUUGGAUAUACGUAUUUAAAUGAGAGAUGCCCUGAGGUCUUAGACUGUCCUAAGAAUUGUGUUUAUUUUUCAGAUAGACAAAACGUACCCUCGGCAUACGGCGUCAAUAUCAGGAACCCAAACUUCAUGCCCUCUGGUAAUAGUUAGGUCCUGGGUUUCUUGAGGUCUCUGUCGUCUGAUGAAAGGGAAACAACCCAGACCUGCUUUGUAAAGCUCCUUGAGACUGUUUGAUUGUUUUCUUGCUAUAUAAAUAAAAUUGUAUUGAAUUUAAA
This is a messenger RNA of Clupea harengus (Atlantic herring), 1299 nucleotides long. Its product is annotated as vascular endothelial growth factor receptor kdr-like. The record is from RefSeq and is a predicted model, not a curated record. Bases 475 to 1050 code for a protein of 191 amino acids. Gene Ontology annotation, biological process: proteolysis. The transcript has 4 exons. Lineage: Eukaryota; Metazoa; Chordata; Actinopteri; Clupeiformes; Clupeidae. Gene Ontology annotation, molecular function: metalloendopeptidase activity; zinc ion binding.